AGUGCAAAACGUCACUGGGGCGUAUACGUCAUUACAAAAAAGGAAAAUUUGUACAAAAUAGUUCGUGAUCGUGCGAUCAUUACUGAAAAAUAUCAAAUCGAUUAAGCGCCGUUGUCUUCUAAUUCGAUCCUUUGUUUUGAUCGACCAGACCAAAUUUCGUGUCAUAGUUGCCAUUUACAUAAACAACAAGCUUAUAAUGCUUGUACAAGGUGACAUCUAUAAAGUAAACCGUGACAAAUAAGGCUACGCAAAUAUAGUUCUGCGUUGAGAAAUCGGUGGUUUACCGAUCAGUUUACCUGGUAUUAUGUGGAAAAUGUUGCCAUUUUUCGAAAGUUCAGACGAAGUGAUCAAUCAGUGGACACUGGGUAUUUUAGCUCUGAUCAUUGUUUACUUUGCCUGGCGCUCGACAUACGUGCGGGAAGAUCGCACCAGUCCGAACUCGCAGGCUGCCGUUCUAAUCAUCGAAAACAAUCUGCGGCGAUUAAAUCGUAUUACACAACAACCGGUCACCAUAAACAUUCUUCGCAGUUCAUCCCAGCAGUCCAAUAUUUCCAACGUGACCGAAACAGAAGAACUUGAUCUGGAGAACGACAGCAUCGCAUCGUCGAUUGACAACAUAACACAGUCUAUCCUAACGGAAGCGUCCGAAUCGGCCACCGGAUUGGACAUCAGUGACUCGGAAACAUAUCCCAGUACAUCAGCUCCCGGUGGUGGUCGUAGCAGUUUGGAUGAAAUUGAUACCGGACCGGAGGAAAUAAUACGCCAGAUGGAUCGUGAUCUGGACGAUAACAGCCCGCGGUCAUUCGAAGCAUCGGCGGCGACAAGAGCAAAUUUAUCGAUUUCUUCGGAUGAUGUUGGUCUUCGACAUCGGCGGUAUGCUCAGAAAGGACAAACAGCCGAAGUUAGUCACGCUAACGACGGCCGAGGAGCGGGAGAGCUAAACGAUGCUCAGCAAACGAAGGAAAAGCUACAGGCGAAGCAAAUAAGAAUUAAGCUAAAAUAUUUGAAUGACGAUUCAAAGCUAGUCGAAGGUGAUCUGAACGAAGGGGUUGGUGAUUUCAAAAAACGUAAUUUCACUAUUGAACUGGCGGCGAAAAAGCUUGUACGAUUGGUUUUUAACGGACACGUGUUACAACCAGAUUCAAAAACUUUAGCAGCCUGUGGAUUAUUUGACAACUGCGUCGUGCACUGUUUGAUCCACAAUCCAAGAUCUCAGCUGGCUGGUACCGAAGACAAUGGAGCCAGCGCCAACUCUGGGGGAGAUCGGACAAUCGCUGAUGGGGGCAGUGGUGGCGGCAUUUCGGGAGGAAUUGGCUUUGAAAACAAUGACCGCAACAACCGAACACGCUACGGAACAUAUUUUAUAUACAUUGGGACUUUUAUCUUAUCGGCAACCAUCUCCUACUGCUGGUACUGUCGGUUUCACUACGGCCAUCUGUUCAAUUUAAACUCCACGAUUGGUCUCAUCGUCACGACUACCAUCUUUCUAAUAAUGAUGCCGACGAUCAUUCUUACCGAUAGUCACACAACUAACUAGACUUCUACUAAAUUCAGUAAAAGCAUAAGGAAAAUGGUGAAUAUCGAUUUCAUCGACAGGAAGAAAAAAAAACACGUGCAGUUUGAAGUGAGUUUCCUGAAUUCCGGUUAGACUUGUCGUUGAUUCGCGCAGAAAAAAAAAGUUAACUCCACAUUUGCAGGUCUCUAUCCAACCCGUUUCAUUGUUUUAUGAUUAGGAAAUUUCAGAAAUGGAAAAUGAAUUA
This is a messenger RNA of Malaya genurostris, 1760 nucleotides long. Its product is annotated as transmembrane and ubiquitin-like domain-containing protein 1. The coding region runs from base 305 to 1537 and encodes 410 amino acids. The record is from RefSeq and is a predicted model, not a curated record. The transcript has 4 exons. Lineage: Eukaryota; Metazoa; Arthropoda; Insecta; Diptera; Culicidae. Gene Ontology annotation, molecular function: protein binding.